CGUCUCACCGCUCACUUAACUGCUACCUAAGUCGGGCCUCACUCCCGGUUAGUCACUUCUCCUUCGGCAACCUUCGCCGGUGCUGAAACUUCAACAAGUCUCGUCUUCUCCGUUCCAGCGUUUCAUUUUCAGUUAUUAUUACGCAUCGACGCUGCUGCUCCUCCCUCUUCUACGGUGCAAGACAGGAAUUUCAACCUAUAAAUUGAAGAUACCUCAUGGGGCGUAAUUCCUCCGAUUAUUCAGAAUCACCUGUUAGGAAUCACAGGUCUUCUCGUAGGAGCCCUUCCAGAAGAGAAAGAUCUCCUGCCCAGCACAGGAGUUCAUACUCCGCAAGAUCACCAGGUAGAGAAAAGCCUUCAAGUCGCACAAAGUCCCCAAGACGUGCAAAGUCUCCUAUUACUCAUUCACCAGUGAGAGAGAAACCGUCAACCCACAGCAGGUCCUCCAAGCAUACAAGGUCAAGGUCCCCAUUGGAUCGUUUGCCUGUAAAAGAGGCACCUUCAAGUCGAACUAGAUCUCCUGUACAACCAAGCACAAAAUCUCCCGGAUCUCGAUCACCAUCACCAAGAAGUAAGAGGUUAAGGAGAGAUCGAUCUAACCACAAGGAUGAUAAAUCAAAUGAAAAAGGACAUGACAAAAAUCAUGGAAAAACUAGGUCGCCGGCACGCCCAAACUCGAGAUCCCCUGAAUCUCGAUCGCCUUCACCACGAACUAGAAGGUUGAGGAGAGCCGAAGCUGAUAAAACAAGUGACAGAGGGCAUGAAAGGAAUCAUAAUAGUGGAGGUGACAGGGCUCGACGGAAAGAAAGAGACCCCGAAAGGGAAGUACCCAUCGAGAGAAGGGAUAGGAAGUCAGGAAGGGACACAGAAGACAAUGGGUCUUCCAAGUCCAGACAUGUCUCGUCAAUUUCACACGCAGAACAUCACAGGAGUAGGCACCGAUCUCACUCGCCUUCGGCUGCAACAGGAGCACGUGAUGAGGGAAAUAACUCAAAAGAAGACGAUCAUCGGAAUGGUGAUGAUGAUUCAGUAGCACGAAUGAAGGCAGCUGAAGAGGCUCUUGAAACUAAGGAAAAGCAAAAGCCCUCGUUUGAGUUGUCUGGAAAGCUUGCUGCUGAGACCAAUCGGGUGAAAGGUGUGACACUGUUGUUCACGGAGCCACCAGAUGCAAGGAAACCAGAAAUAAGAUGGAGACUUUAUGUUUUCAAGGGUGGUGAAGUGCUUAAUGAGCCACUUUAUGUGCAUCGUCAAACCUGCUAUCUAUUUGGGAGAGAGAGACGAGUAGCAGACAUCCCUACAGAUCAUCCAUCAUGUAGCAAACAGCAUGCGGUUCUACAGUACCGGCAAGUUGAGAAGGAGCAACCUGAUGGCAUGUUAAAGAAGGAAAUAAGGCCUUACAUAAUGGAUCUUGGAAGCACAAAUGGGACUUUCAUAAAUGAUAAUCGUAUUGACCCUGAACGUUAUUAUGAACUUAUGGAGAAAGACACUAUUAAGUUUGGGAAUAGUAGCCGAGAAUAUGUCCUCCUGCACGAGAAUUCCGCUUGAUGGGAAAAAAUUGGAAGAUUUUCUUGAGCUAGUCUUGUUUAUGUAUGGAGUUUGUUGAUUGAUCUAUCAAAUUUUCUUUUUUAUGAAUCAGAAGAGGGCUGGCUGGCUGGCUUGCAUGCUGCCUGCUUGCUUGAUUGAUACUUGUUUAGAUGGUAUUUUGGUAAUUUCAAAUUGUCCAUACAGUUCUUAGGGAUACAAGGGAAGUGGACAUUCUUGCAGGUAAUUGUUCUU
This is a messenger RNA of Cynara cardunculus var. scolymus (artichoke), 1775 nucleotides long. Its product is annotated as FHA domain-containing protein DDL. Lineage: Eukaryota; Viridiplantae; Streptophyta; Magnoliopsida; Asterales; Asteraceae. Gene Ontology annotation, cellular component: nucleus. Gene Ontology annotation, molecular function: protein binding; mRNA binding. The record is from RefSeq and is a predicted model, not a curated record. The transcript is spliced from 12 exons. The coding region runs from base 216 to 1544 and encodes 442 amino acids.